AUGGUUAGUAUUUCACAUAAUUCAUUUACUGGCAAUGUUCCUGUUGGCCUGUGGACAUCUUCGAAUUUGAUCUAUCUGAUGCUAAGCGACAAUUUGUUCGCGGGUAAGAUUCCUGAUGAAGUAUCAGGGAAUCUUAAAAGGCUAAAGAUCAGUAACAACAGAUUUUCUGGUAAAAUCCCCAGUGUUGCUUCUUGGAGGAAUCUCACGGUGUUUAAUGCCAGUAAUAACUUGUUUUCUGGCAUUGUCCCUCAAGAAUUAACUGGUCAUCCUCUUCUCACUACUCUUCUGCUUGAUAGGAACCAGCUCAGUGGAGCCAUUCCAUCUGAUAUAGUCUCAUGGAAGUCAUUAACUACACUGAAUAUGAGUCAAAAUCAACUUUCAGGACAAAUUCCAAUGGAAAUUGGUUUUCUACCUAAUCUUCUACAACUGGACUUGUCAGGUAACCGAUUUUCCGGCCAAAUUCCACCUGAGUUUAGCUCCCUGAAGUGUACUUUUCUGAAUCUCUCUUCGAAUAAUCUCACAGGGGAAAUCCCAAUCAGCUUAGAAAACACUGCUUAUAAAAGCAGCUUCCUGAACAAUCCUGGUCUCUGUACCAGAAGCUCAUUGCUAAGCCUUAAUCUAUGCCAUUCCAAUAUCCAAAAAUCAAUAAAAAGUUCAACCCAAUUCCUAGCUCUGAUAUCAAGUGUUUUGGCAACAGCCUUUGUGUUAGUUUUGCUACUCUCAUUAUUUGUUAUCAGAGUCUACCGAAAGAAGCUCAUACUAAAUUCACCAUGGAAGCUCACCUUAUUUCAGCAGUUGGAUUUCACAGAAUCAGAUAUAUUGCCAGGUUUAACAGAAACCAACCUGAUAGGAACCGGAGGAUCAGGAAAAGUAUACCGUGUUGCUGUGCAGCAAUCAGGUCUUGUUGCUGUGAAAAGAAUUCGGAGCGACAAGAAGUUAGACCAGAAACUUGAGAAACAAUUCCAUGCAGAAGUUCAGAUACUUGGUAGAAUAAGGCAUUUCAACAUAGUGAAGCUGCUUUGUUAUAUUUGCAAUGAAGAUUCAAAACUUCUCGUCUAUGAAUAUAUGGAGAGAAGUAGCCUGGAUCAAUGGCUCCAUGUGAAGAAGAUAUUAACAAAUGUCUCAGGUUCAGCCUGCUUGGACUGGCCGACGAGGUUCCGGAUAGCAGUGGGAGCCGCCCAGGGCUUAUCCUACCUCCACCAUGACUGCUCUCCCCCCAUUAUUCACCGAGAUGUGAAGUCAAGCAAUAUCUUGCUAGAUUCUGCUUUCAAUGCAAAAAUUGCUGAUUUUGGUUUGGCCAAGCUGCUGGUUGAGAAAGGAGAAGCUUCAGCAUCUGUCAUGGCUGGCUCUUUCGGCUAUAUAGCUCCGGAGUAUGCCAACACAGUGAAAGUGAACGAGAAAAUUGAUGUUUACAGCUUUGGGGUUGUCCUUCUUGAACUAACAACUGGGAAGGAGGCUCCUCUUGGAGAUGAAGAUAAAUGCCUAGCAAAAUGGGCAUGGCGUCACAUGAGUGAAGGAAGACCUAUAGUGAAUGCUCUGGACAAGGAGAUCACUGAAUCUUCUUACUUAGAUGAAAUGAUAAUUGUUUUCGAACUUGGGGUUAAGUGUACAAGCAAAGUGCCUUCUGAUAGACCUUCCAUGAGAAAGGUCUUACAAGUCCUAGUUCAAAUACAAUUAUCCAGGCGUUAAUGGACUG
Molecule: messenger RNA, 1696 nt
Organism: Manihot esculenta (cassava)
Lineage: Eukaryota; Viridiplantae; Streptophyta; Magnoliopsida; Malpighiales; Euphorbiaceae
Product: receptor-like protein kinase 5
Exons: 3
Coding region: 1-1689 (562 amino acids)
Biological process (GO): protein phosphorylation
Molecular function (GO): ATP binding; protein kinase activity; protein binding
Source: RefSeq, a predicted model, not a curated record